AUGACUCAAUUUUCAACAAACUCAAUCCACGGAGGCGACCACCUCAAGACCCACCUGGAUGUGAUUACACCAAUCCACAUCACUACAACAUACAGCUACUCUAGCAACCCCGACGAGCUCGUGCCGGGAGGACUAACCGACCCCAAAACGCUCAUUUAUUCGCGAGAAAACCACCCCAACGCAGCGCAAAUCGAAGCGAUAGUCGAGUCGUUGGUCGGAUACCCCACCGUUGUCUACAACUCGGGCCUAUCUGCCUUCAACGCCUUGAUGACGCACGUCAACCCCAAGACUUUAGCCAUUGGCGACGGGUACCAUGGGUGUCAAGGCAUAGCAGAUAUAUGGAAGCGUAAUUUUGGCUUGAAGCAAAUCCACAUUCUAAGCGAUGAUGAGAAAGAGUGGCAAGGUGUUAAGGAGGGCGAUUUGGUGCAUUUAGAAACGCCGUUGAACCCCUAUGGUACAUACUACGAUAUCACGGAAUUUGCCCAAAAGGCGCAUGCCAGAGGCGCCGUGUUGAGCGUGGAUGCCACGUUUGCACCGCCGCCAUUACUCGACCCUUUCCAAUUUGGCGCUGAUAUCGUGAUGCAUUCAGCUACAAAGUUCUUUGGCGGUCAUUCUGAUUUGUUAGCUGGUUUGUUAAUCGUCAAGACGCCCGAAAUCAAGAACAAGUUAUUGUUGGAUCGGUUGGUCUUGGGUUCCAAUAUUGCCAAUUUGGAAAGCGCGUUGCUUGUGCGUAGCUUACGGACUUUUGAAUUGCGCGUGGCUAGACAAGCGAAAUCUGCUGCUACUAUAGUUGCCUUUCUUUCUCGGCACCAAGAUGCGUUUCCCGUGUUGGAACGCAUCCAUCAUGGAUCACUCCAAGAUGACGAGUUUAUCAAGGCCCAAUACCCCAACGGCCACACUCCGGUUUUCUCAAUCGAACUCACGAGCGCCGACAAAGCUAAGCUGCUUCCUUCGAAAUUGAGAUUAUUCCAUCAUGCCACGAGUUUAGGGGGCGCGGAAAGCUUGAUUGAAUGGAGAGCCAUGAGUGAUGAUCACAUCAGCAAGAAAUUGUUGAGGAUAAGUGUUGGAUUGGAGGACCCGAGAGAUUUACUUGAAGACUUGGUCACGGGGUUGAGCCAAAACAGUGACAUUGCCGAUUUGACGCUGGAGAUUCACAAAUUGAGCGUUUAG
This is a messenger RNA of Lodderomyces beijingensis, 1170 nucleotides long. Lineage: Eukaryota; Fungi; Ascomycota; Pichiomycetes; Serinales; Debaryomycetaceae. The record is from the annotation of a GenBank genome assembly.